CAAGCUCGAAGGUUUUUUCAGUGAUAGUGUGUGUGGGACUUAUCCUCACUCUGGCCUUUUUGCACUUAUAUGGAUAUUCAGGCACUAAUUUGCAAGUUUACGAAGGUUUUGAAACGCAGCGCAUGGCUCAUGGUGAUAUAGAAGAGCGCUUUCGAAGUCGCCGGGAGAGGUUGCAAAAAACCUGCCAAACAAGAGAGAACAAGGAAGACAUAUUUUGGUCCCUUAGGGAAUGCAUUUUAUACUUCUGGAAUUACAACGCUAGUGUUUGCACUAUGGGAAAGGUUGGCUCAGGAAACUGGCGUUCUCACGCGCAGAUAGUCAACGAAAUAAGUGGCCAUCCCAUGUAUGACGGCAGACGCCGGGAACUGUUCAGAAAACCUUGGCAGCAGAUUAUUGAGUACACUAAAUCUUUAUCCAGAUGGAUUACUGUCAGACAUCCGUUAACCCGUUUGGUGUCGUGUUACCAGGACAAGUUUCGAAAUGGUUCGGAUUUCCCUGAAAGGAAAAGAAACGUUCUGCAAGAGUUCCUGUGGCCAGCGCUCCUUAGCAAUGAUUUAGUUUUCAAGGAUCAAGAAUCGGACAUUUGGCAAGCAUUUCUAGACAAGAGGAAAAAGUCUGUCGAGAAACUCGAUCCCGAGGACGAGCGAGCGCGCUUGAGUGUGACCUUCAAGGAGUUCCUGAAUCACGUUGCCAACACGUUCGAAGAUGGCCGUAUUGACAGGCACUGGAAAACGUACGGUCUGUUAUGCUCGCCUUGCUUCUUUGAUUACGAGUACAUAGCGAGGACAGAAACACAAGACCAGGACUUGGAAUAUUUGUUUAGCAAGUUUGGUUUUCCGUCGGACCCAUACCAGGGUACUAUGAGUCCGUUCCGCUGGAAUUGAAGUUGAAAAUAUACAACAUCUACAAAGCAGACAUGGAGAUGUUCGGAUACGAUCUACCAGACGACUUCUGGAAUACACAAUGAUCUGUUGGGCUGAGAUCAGUUUUACAUUAUCACUUGAAAGCAACAUUCAGGAGAAAUAACAGAAUAUGUUAUAAG
Penaeus monodon (black tiger shrimp) is the source of this 1042-nucleotide messenger RNA. Its product is annotated as carbohydrate sulfotransferase 9-like. Gene Ontology annotation, biological process: carbohydrate biosynthetic process. NCBI's taxonomy places the organism in Eukaryota, Metazoa, Arthropoda, Malacostraca, Decapoda, Penaeidae. The record is from RefSeq and is a predicted model, not a curated record. Gene Ontology annotation, molecular function: sulfotransferase activity. Gene Ontology annotation, cellular component: membrane.